ACUCUUUUGUGAGCCUUUUUUCGCCGGGCGAUAAGGCUUUGCACGUUGACUGGAAUAAGCACUACUGUAACGACACUUAUUUAAGCUUACACCAUGAAUCGCAUCGUGACAUGUCCCUUAAGAGGAGCUUGCACGUUCUCAAGAACAUUUUCAACAAUACUGAGAAAGCCUAACACAGUUAAAGCAAAGACGCAUCUGACCCCUAAAAAAUGGAUGUCCACUGGUUCGGGACAGCAGCUGUCAGAUCAAGGUUCCACUCUUACUGCUGUUGGUCUAUGUGUAGGCUUCACAGCAUUUGGGAUUAUCUACACCAAAAGUACAUGGACUGAUUCAAGUUCCAAAAAAUCAGUGGUCAAGGAAAAAGUAUCUAGAGCUCAAAAGAUGCAAGCACCACCACCUCCGCCACCUUUCUUACCCGACCAUGCACAGUACCUCAUCAUUGGGGCUGGUACUGCUGCCUUUACAGCUUACCAGGAAAUCAAAGCUAGAGACCCAAAAGCUAAGGUGUGGAUCAUUGGAAAGGAAAAAUAUAUACCUUACAGCCGUCCUUAUCUGUCUAAAUACUUGUGGUACAUCGCACCGGAGAAGAUUGAUAAGUGGAUGGAACAGGACCAUCCUGUGGGAUCAAAGAGUAUUUUCUAUGAGUCCGAGAGCUAUUACUUUUCCGGGAAGGAGCUUAUGGAGAAUGAAAAUGGAGGUGUUUGUGUUAUAGGAGGCCAAAAGGUAACGAAACUAGAUGCAGACAAGAAAACAGUAUAUGUGGAGUGUGGAAAAGAAAUAAGCUAUGAUAAAUGUCUUAUAGCUACAGGUGGUGAACCUAGAAAUCUCCCUAUAUUCAAAGAAGCACCAAAAGAGGUUAAGGAUCGAGUAACUGUAUUCAGAACGGUUGAUGACUUCAAAAAGCUAUAUGCCCUGAGCUCAUCCGCCAAGUCCAUAGCAGUUAUUGGUGGAGGAUUUCUGGGGAGUGAGCUGGCAGUAUCCCUUCAGAGCAGAGCCAACCAGGAUGGAAGUGGUCUAAAAGUAACACAAGUUUUCCCAGAGGGUGGUAACCUUGGACUGGUACUGCCAGAACAACUAUGUAAAUGGCUGACAUCACAUAUUGCCUCAGAAGGAGUACAGGUGUUGAGUGAGAGGACUGUAAGCAAAUUAGCAUAUAAGAACAACGAGGUGGUACUCAACCUGAGUGACGACACUGAGAUAAAGGCAGACCACGUAAUUGUAGCCGUAGGACUGGAGCCCAACGUGGCCUUAGCAGAAACAGCUGGUUUGGAGGUUGAUGACAGACUAGGCGGAUUCUUGGUCAACUCUGAGUUAGAAGCUAGAAGUAAUGUCUGGGUGGCUGGAGACGCUGCCUGUUUCUAUGACAGGAGACUGGGUCGACGUAGGAUAGAACAUUACGACAAUGCUGAGCAAAGUGGCCGUACUGCUGGACAGAAUAUGACGGGAGGAGGUAUGUCCUACACAUACCAAUCUACAUUCUGGUCAGACAUUGGCGACAUCUUCAUGGAGGCUGUGGGCCUUGUGGAUUCCAAACUAGAAACUACCACCAUCAGUGAACUUGUAAAGAAUGUGGAGGACGGAGAUAACAGGAAAGUGGUGUUCUACAGAAAAGGCCAGGAUGUUGUCGGGAUCCUCACAAUGAACAUCAAACGUAAAACAGAGUUAGGCCGUAGGUACAUUGAUAAUGGUCUCAAAGAAAAGGAUUUAGGCGAGGUUGCCAAGCAGUUCUUUGUCAAAGACGAGGAAAAAUCAGAAGAAAAGAGCGAAGACAAAAUUGAAAAUCAAAUAACUCAAAAAUGAACAUUAUCUUUGAAAGAUUACAUAUUAGGGUUACAAAUGUAUUAGGUUUCAUCAACAACUCUUGUCACAUCAGAGAUUGUCCGAUAAUCAGAUUAUCGUUAUUUAUUUUGAUAGUGCUACAGUGUGAGUUUAAUAUUGACACAUAAAAAAAUAUUUUUAUCAGGAAUGUAUAUAACUUUAAGAUAUGCAAUUCAUUAAUUGUGUGAGGUGAGUUGACAGGACUGCAUUUAUGUAUAUUUGGUAUAUAUUGUAGAAAUGGAAUUUGUUACUCUAUUUGGUUAAACCACUCCAAAUGAUAUUUACUAUUACCUAGCUAUUCUCCUUCCAUAUCUUGUCGUUUAAGGACAUUACAUUCUGUACCUCAUUCUUUGAACAUUUGUGUACAUGAAAAUUGACAUCAAGUGAAUCUGCUUUACUGACGAACUGUCUAAAUGCUCAGGAUGAUAUUUGGACUGUGAUAUUAUACAAAUAUCUUCCUUCAAUUGAAAUUAUUUAAAGGUUCAUUGAUCAUUUUUGUCUCGCCGAAGGUAGGAAAGGAAAUAAAUACUGCACUUAUUGUCUGUCUCGUUCAAUGUCAUGGAUCAUUUGUGACUAAAAAUAUCAAGUAUAUCAAGUGGUGCUACAAAAUGUCUCCCACAUUGCUUAUGAUUCUAAUAAAUUAAAGGAACAAGUAUUUUAAGCUAAAAGCUAAGUCUCAAAACUGCAUGGUCUCAAACAACUUUGUACAUGUACUAGGGGCGGAACUAGGAUUGUAACAUGAGUGCUUUUGCAUGUUACCCAGGUAUAUCUCCCAUCAAUGAGAGUAAAAAAAAAUAUUUGUUCUAGAAUUCGGGAUGUACCAGGUAAAACCCAAGCCAUCCCCCAAUAUUCAAUAUUUAUGUAAAAAAAAAAAGUAAUUUAAAAAUGACAUUUACUCUUCUUGGAUUCGAGCCGAAUAUUUGAUAUUUGUUUUUCAACAUUACCAUCUACACAAUGGAUGAAACUUAUAAAAUAUCAAAAUAAUGAAACAUUCCUAGGGUUGUAAUUUUGUUCAACAUGGUUGGUAUCCAUUUAGAAUCACUGUGUGCAUGUUUUUAAUGUUUUAAACAAUCAUGGGGAAAGAUGGACAAAUUUGCAUCAGUUUGGUAAGACUGAAUAUGAAUUGUUGGAACGAGAAAAUGGUGUGUGUUAAGAUGCUAACUUGGACUCUCAUAUCGUGUGUAUCUGUAUCAAAAACAAGGAAAAUAAAUUUAUUUUUGAACAACACAGGAAA
Pecten maximus is the source of this 3052-nucleotide messenger RNA. RefSeq names its product apoptosis-inducing factor 1, mitochondrial-like. The transcript is spliced from 17 exons. The record is from RefSeq and is a predicted model, not a curated record. Lineage: Eukaryota; Metazoa; Mollusca; Bivalvia; Pectinida; Pectinidae. Gene Ontology annotation, molecular function: protein dimerization activity; NAD(P)H oxidase H2O2-forming activity; FAD binding. The coding region runs from base 94 to 1800 and encodes 568 amino acids. Gene Ontology annotation, cellular component: mitochondrion; cytoplasm. Gene Ontology annotation, biological process: mitochondrial respiratory chain complex assembly; apoptotic process.